Molecule: messenger RNA, 591 nt
Organism: Colletotrichum graminicola M1.001
Lineage: Eukaryota; Fungi; Ascomycota; Sordariomycetes; Glomerellales; Glomerellaceae
Product: ctr copper transporter
Exons: 4
Coding region: 1-591 (196 amino acids)
Biological process (GO): copper ion transmembrane transport
Cellular component (GO): membrane
Molecular function (GO): copper ion transmembrane transporter activity
Source: RefSeq, a predicted model, not a curated record
AUGGCUGCCACCGGCACCAUGAACAUGCCCGCAGCCACAAGCAGCAAGCCUGCCAUGUCCAUGGGAGGCAGCGGUUGCAAGAUCUCUAUGCUUUGGAACUACAACACCGUCGGAUCUUGCUUCAUCAGCAGCUCCUGGAAGAUCACCUCCAACGGCAUGUUCGCCGGCUCCCUCAUUGGCGUCAUCCUUCUCGUGAUGCUCCUCGAAUUCCUCCGCCGCGCCGUCAAGGAGUACGACCGAUACCUAAUCCGUACCCACAAGGCCCGCUACGCAGACGCCGGCGCCAACUCUCCGAGAUCCGUCAGUGCCGACGACCACGGCAAGGGUCCCUCAGCCUCCGCUGCCACCGUCAGCUCCAACGCCGUCCCGCGCUUCCGCCCCACUAUCCUCCAGCAGGCCGUCCGCGCCUUCAUCCACGUCUGCCAGUUCGCUGUCGCCUAUUUUGUUAUGCUGCUCGCCAUGUACUACAAUGGUUACAUGAUCAUCUGUAUCUUCAUCGGCUCUUACAUCGGCGCCUUCAUCUUCCAAUGGGAGACCCUUUUCGACGAGCCCACUUCUGCUGCCAGGGAGGCCACCGUCUGUUGUGGUUGA